AUGUUUGGACUUAUUUUCUUUGCACUGUGCAUUCAACAAACUUCUGCUUGGAGUUUUGGAGGACAGGCAAUUUGUGAAGGUCGUGAGGACAACUUUGGCAUGACAGAAAUUGUGAGUAAUGCGGAGACUCUGUACUAAAAAAUCUGUCAAUUACGAACAAUCUCAGACGUCUAUCGAAUAAUCAUGCAUUGAAUUAAAAUUAUCGAUUUCAGGCGAGCAUUGACCUCCGUACAACGUGGCCUUUCUAUAACAAAAAGAAUUGUUUCUUGCAAUUCUUUUUUCAUGAUUUUUUUUGCAGCGAUCUUACUGUACAGGGUGUUUCAAGAAAUUUGGAACAAAUGACUUGCUUAUAUCUUUUUGUUCUUUGCAGCUAUCAACGAAUUUCUUUUUGCUUCUAAAAAUUGACAGCGUGCGUUUUUAGAAUCUCAAAAAAAAAUUUUUUUCGUCGGCGGAGGGCCCAUUUCUCGGCGGAGAAAAUUAGGGCCUUUUUUAAAAAUCACAGCGUAUUACGUGGCGGAAACGCCGUUGCAACGGCUGAAAUCAAGUUUACGUUACACCUCCGUCGAUUUUACGUUAUGCAUUUUUUUGUUUUCGAUUUUACGCGCACCGCGGAGGCGCGGCGGAAACUUCAGAUUUCGGCGGACGUUGUUUUGGGCCUUCGGCUGUUGCAAUUCAUGUUGGAAAAGAGGUUGGGGUGAUUUUUUGUUGUCAUCCGAUGCACAGAUGGCAAAAAUUUCGUGCUUUUUUUCUCCGGCGGAGGCUUUAUCAAAGGGUCAAAGCAGUCUUACGAGUCCGGGAAAAAUCUCAGCUACAAGAAUCCAACAGAGCAGUUGUCUUUCAAAGAUUUUUGAUUUUUUUGGUCCGGCGGAGAAAUCGGCGGAGUUUUGUUUUUUACCCUUUGAUAAAGCCUCCGCCGACUCCUCCGCCGGGGAUAAAAAGCACGAAAUUUUUGCCAUAUGUGCAUCGGAUGACAACAAAAAAUCACCCCAACCUCUUUUCCAACAUGAAUUGCAAAAGCCAAAGGACCAAAACAAAGUCCGCUGAAAUCUGAGGUCUCCGCCGCGCAUCCGCGGAAGUGCGUAAAAUCGAAAACGCAAAAAACGCAUACCGUAAAAUCGAUGGAGGUAUUACGUAAACUUGAUUUCAGCCGUUGCAACGGCGUUUCCGCCACGUAAUACGCUGUGAUUUUUAAAAAAGGCCCUAAUUUUCUCCGCCGAGAAAUGGGCCCUCCGCCGACGAAAAAAUUUUUUUUGAGAUUCUAAAAACGCACGCUGUCAAUUUUUAGAAGCAAAAAGAAAUUCGUUGAUAGCUGCAAAGAACAAAAAGAUAUAAGCAAAUCAUUUGUUCCAAAUUUCUUGAAACACCCUGUAUACAGUACUAUAAAUAUGGUUGUCAAAUAAAUUUCAGAUCAUGGAAGUCACAGCUGUUGGCAUUUUUUGGGAUAAUGAAUGCGGCAACUUUAUUAUUACGGCCAGUGGAAAAUUCUGGAAUAAAUGCGAUCCGGGAUGGCUUAGUCAUUGGAAUGAUGUGCGGAUCAGCUUGUACGUAAAAAUAAAAAUGUAUAAGGAACUUCUCUUCAACGAAACCCUAUAACGAAAACUAUAGAAUUCGCAAGGAUAAAUUUUGGAUCAAAGUAAAGUUCCAUACAACGGAUCUUUUUUAUAACGAAUACAUUUUCUGGAGUUUGCCAACCUUUUUUUAGAGGGUUGACAGUAUUAAAAUUGCGCUAAAAUAUUUCUUGGGCAUCAAUUCUUCUAUUUUUUUUUUCAAUUUCGUUCGUUUAGCUAUCACAAAUGCGAUGGAAAUUGCCGUGUUUUCUACAGCCUCCACAGUCCCUACGAUUUCGACAACUAUCACUUUGAAUUGUCGGGAAGAAACUUGUUGGCGAAUGAAAAGAAUUGCUCUCCCAAGUUUUAUCCCAACAAAACUGACAAAACUGAGGUUUAA
Molecule: messenger RNA, 1947 nt
Organism: Bursaphelenchus xylophilus (pine wood nematode)
Lineage: Eukaryota; Metazoa; Nematoda; Chromadorea; Rhabditida; Aphelenchoididae
Source: the annotation of a GenBank genome assembly